Molecule: messenger RNA, 1557 nt
Organism: Dibothriocephalus latus
Lineage: Eukaryota; Metazoa; Platyhelminthes; Cestoda; Diphyllobothriidea; Diphyllobothriidae
Source: the annotation of a GenBank genome assembly
AUGUCUGGCCUGGAGAAGUCAGGGGCAGCGAACUACGACAACGCCGAACUCAAACCUGGCACUCCAGAGGUGGCAAAGGACGUGAAAGUACUGGCUGUGCAACCGGGAGAACUGCAGGUCUCCUGGACCAUCCCCGAACUGGCGCUCGGUAAACUAGCAUCCUCAAGGGCUGUUGCAUUCCUGAAGGAAAAAAACGUUAAUUUCUGUUCUGCGAAUGCUGAGCCCUACACCUGCGUCCUCUCAGAACUGCUUCAAGGUACCGAGUAUACAGUCGUGGUGGAAGUCUGUGUCACUCCACCAGAUGCCGAGUCGUACCCUGACUCUGAGUCGUUGCCUGACUCUGGCGCUCUUUGGUGUUCUACCACGACCGGCGUGCAGCAGAAGACCCUCGGAGAAUCUCCAGAGGCGGCAAAGGGCGUAAGUGUACUGUCUUUGCGACCGGGAGAACUGAACGUCUCCUGGACAAUCCCCGAAUUGACGCUCGGUAGAGUAGCAUAUUCAAGGGCUAUUGCAUUGCUGGAGGGAAGAAACGUUACUUCAUGUUCUGCCAACUAUACGAACCAGGCCUGUGUCCUCCAAGGUCUUGCUCACGCUACCGUGUAUACGGUCGUGGUCGAAGUGUGCGUAACUCCAUCUGAUGCUGAGUCGUUCCCUGACUCGAGCGCUACCUGGUGUUCUACCACGACCGAUGUGCAGAAGAUGACCCUCUCGCAAUCUCCAGAGGUGGCAGAAGGUGUAACCGUGCGUGCUUUGAGAACGAAAGAACUGCAGGUCUCCUGGACCAUCCCCAAACUGGCGCUCGGUACACUGGCAUCCUCAAGGGCUACUGCAUUCUCGAAGGGAAAAAAUGUUACCUCCUGUUCUGCGAAUGCUCAGCCCUACACCUGUGUCCUCUCUGAACUGGAUCAUGCCACAGAGUAUACGGUCUUCGUUGAAGUGUGCGUCAUUCCACCAGAUGCGGAGUCGUUCCCUGACUCUGGCGCCACCUGGUGUUCUACCACGACGGGUGUGCAGAAGAAGACCCUCUCGCAAUAGACGGCAAAGGAUGUGCAAGUACGAGCUGUAAAUACGAAAGAACUGCAGGUCUCCUGGACCAACCCCGACCGGAUGCUCGGUAAAAUAGCGACUUCACAGGUCAUUGCAUUCAUGAAGGGAGCAAAGGUUAGUUCUUGUUUUGCGAACGCUAGGAACCCCACCUGUGUCCUCCCAAACCUCGCACCCGCAACUGACUAUACGGUCGUUGUUGAAUUGUGUGUCACUCCACCAGAUGCGGAGUCGUCACUUCACUCUGGCGCUGCUUGGUGCUCAAGUACGACCGGUGUGCAGCUGAAGACCCCCGGAGAAUCUCAAAAUUCGCCAUUAAACGUGACCGUGUAUGCACUUCGCCCAAAAUCUCUGGAGAUGAGCUGGAACAAUCCUGAUCAUCUUGUGUCGUCCGAGGCAGUUGCAUUCCUUGGCGGACACGAAGCAGCAACCUGUAAAGGACGUGGGAAGUCAUCUUCCCGAGAUUCCUGUACCCUCAUUAACCUGAAGGACUUCACGGAAUAUGCUGUGAGG